AUGAGACGUGAGUGCAUCUCCAUCCAUGUAGGACAAGCUGGGGUGCAGAUGGGUAAUGCAUGCUGGGAAUUGUAUUGCCUGGAACAUGGGAUCCAACCAGAUGGGCAAACACCCUCUGACAAGGCCCUUGGAGGACGUGAUGAUUCUUUCAAUACCUUCUUCAGUGAGACAGGAGCUGGAAAACAUGUCCCUCGAGCUGUCUUUGUGGAUCUGGAACCUACUGUUGUGGAUGAAGUACGCACUGGGACCUAUCGACAACUUUUCCAUCCAGAACAGUUGAUUUCUGGCAAGGAAGAUGCAGCCAACAACUAUGCCAGGGGACAUUAUACAAUUGGAAAGGAAAUUGUGGAUCUCGUCCUUGAUCGGGUCCGAAAGUUGGCUGACCAAUGUACAGGUCUUCAGGGUUUCCUCAUCUUCCAUUCUUUUGGUGGAGGCACUGGAUCAGGUUUCACUUCCCUCCUCAUGGAGCGUCUCUCUGUGGACUAUGGCAAGAAAUCGAAAUUGGAAUUUUCCAUCUAUCCUGCUCCCCAGGUGGCCACAGCUGUGGUGGAACCUUACAAUUCCAUCCUAACUACUCACACAACCCUGGAGCACUCUGACUGUGCAUUCAUGGUGGAUAAUGAGGCUAUCUAUGACAUCUGUCGAAGGAACCUGGAUAUUGAGAGGCCAUCUUAUACCAACCUGAAUCGUUUGAUUGCCCAAGUUGUGUCCAGCAUCACAGCAUCUCUUCGCUUUGAUGGAGCCCUAAAUGUGGAUCUCACGGAGUUCCAGACCAACUUGGUCCCAUAUCCCCGAAUCCAUUUUCCUCUAGCCACUUACGCUCCCAUCAUCUCUGCAGAAAAGGCAUACCAUGAGCAGCUGUCUGUCUCUGAAAUCACCAAUGCAUGCUUUGAACCAGCCAAUCAGAUGGUCAAAUGUGAUCCACGACAUGGGAAAUACAUGGCCUGCUGUAUGCUCUACCGAGGGGAUGUGGUCCCCAAGGAUGUGAAUGCAGCCAUAGCAGCCAUCAAGACGAAGAAGACAAUCCAGUUUGUGGAUUGGUGCCCAACAGGAUUCAAGGUGGGCAUCAACUAUCAACCACCAACUGUGGUCCCUGGUGGGGAUCUAGCUAAGGUUCAGCGGGCUGUUUGCAUGCUGAGCAACACAACUGCCAUUGCUGAGGCCUGGGCUCGACUGGAUCACAAGUUUGACCUCAUGUAUGCCAAGAGGGCUUUUGUUCAUUGGUAUGUGGGGGAGGGGAUGGAAGAAGGGGAAUUCUCAGAAGCCCGUGAAGAUCUUGCUGCUCUGGAGAAGGAUUAUGAAGAAGUUGGUGUAGAUUCCACAGAGGAAGGUGACGAGACUGUAGCAAGGUUGGACCACAUAGACUAUAUGAUUUCUGGCCCAUCUAUGGAACUGAGGAUGAAUGAACUUCAAAACUGGAGGAAGUACCCAAGUAGCAAGAGGUCAUCCCUGGGACAUCCCAUUUGGAUCCUACGUGGGACAAAAGGACAUCCCAUGGAUGUCAUAAUGAAAUUGUCCCGGGAUAUGGAAAUCCCUGGAACAUUCAGAGGACAUCCCGUCAGAAGUGACAAAGGGAAAGUAUGGGAACUAGAGAAGGAAGGUGUGAAUUACAGCCCCAGACCAGCAUGCAACAAGAAAUUGUUGCCAAAAGUAAGCCCUCAAAUGGGGAUGGAAACCCAUCCAGCCAGAUAUCAAGGGAAAAUCAACUCCAGGCUGUCCAAGGGAAAUCUGGGCCCAUUUACAGAGGAUGGAUCUUUCAUCGGUCAGUAUGGUACGAAGAAGAAGAUGGAGAAACAGAGAGGGAAUGAUGAGGGUGAACCACCUCCACCCCCACCUCCUCUACCCACAGCCCCACCACCCUUCCCUCUUCACGGUUCUCUCGUCUAACUCUCAACUGAAUCAAAAGUUCAUGGAUUUCUACCAAAUGAAAAAUGGAAUCUGUUUGAUUUGAGAUGCAUUUGCUCGAGUCUCUGAAACCUUUUGCCAGAACUGAUGUCACAAGAAUAUAUCGGUGUGAUCUGUGUGCUCUUGAAAAUCUCUGGCACAAAUGCUCGACAUUAUGCUUCUCAUUCUACUGUAGAUCUGCUCUGCUUAUUUCCCUGCCCCACUGCAUUCCAGUCCAGUGACCUAUCAAUGAGAGACCGCAUCUAGUCCCUCUCAAGAAUCUGAGAUCUGACAUUGCCUUAUAGACUCUUUGAUAUCCAGUGAGCUCUUGUAAAUCUCAACUCCUUAAUUAUGAUGCAAUCUCAUAACCUAUUGUUAUGUUAUGUUAUGUUGUGUUCAAGAUAUCACUAUCAAUGGUGUAGUGCAUUUAGUAGAUGACUUUUGGGACGAUCUCAUUUCAUGCCUAGCUUUCUCCUCUAUGUUGUUACCCCUUUGUAUCGGCGUUCAUCGACCAUGACGAGAAGAUCGUUUUACACCUUCCACCACUCCGUGUGUUCACGGGCUGCUGAAUUCUUCCAGCUUUCAAAGUUUCAAUUGAUUAUAUGUAUAUGGAUAUUGCUUUGAUGGGGUUUACAAACUCUACACCUUUUGGAACGGAUGUAACCAAUAAAGACGACUUUUUUCUUGCUA
This is a messenger RNA of Darwinula stevensoni, 2574 nucleotides long. Lineage: Eukaryota; Metazoa; Arthropoda; Ostracoda; Podocopida; Darwinulidae. The record is from the annotation of a GenBank genome assembly.